CGACUGAGGGACACUGGGGAGCUAUGACGUCAUGAAUUAACUGGUAAGGGGCGUUCAUCCGGGACUUAGCGUCGGCUCACCACGUGACCCCCUGAAUAACAGCAAACAUGGCGGAGCCCUCCUUUGGGAGUUCAAGCCCAGCAGGAGGUUCUGCUGCCUCAGAUGACCAAGAGUUUGAUCCCACCGCGGAGAUGCUUGUCCAUGACUUUGACGAUGAAAGGACCUUGGAUGAAGAGGAGAUGCUGGAAGAAGAAACCAAUAUUAGCACUGAAAUUGAUGACCUUGCCCGUGAGGGUGAAAUGCCAAUACAGGAGCUAUUGAACAUGUACGGAUAUGGGAGCGGCGGGUCGCCUGAGGUGGCCGAGGAAGAGGAUGAUGAGAGGGAGGAGGAAGCAGAGGAGUACGCGGAUGACGUGACGGACGAGAACAGCAGGAGCACGGGGGACCUGAACCGGCUCUCGGGUGAGCGGGCAAAGGACAUGUCGGUCCAAGAGGACGAGAUCCAGUCCUCGAAUGGCGAACGGACCCCAUUUGUCUCCUCGCAUGCGGAGCUGAUCCGUCCACGGAGGUGCAAGUACUUCGAAAGCAAUGAAGACGAAUCGGAGGAUGACGAAGAUUACGUUCCCUCUGAGGACUGGAAAAAGGAGAUCAUGGUGGGAUCCAUGUACCAGGCUGAAACACCUUCUGGGCUUUGCAAAUAUAGAGACAAUGAGAAAGUUUACGAAAAUGAAGAUCAGCUGCUUUGGGACCCACAGUCCCUCCCUGAGAACAAAGUGGUGGAGUUUCUCGCAGAAGCCUCCAAGCGUACAGGCGAGGAGAAAGGAGUGGACGCCAUUCCGGAAGGAUCUCACAUCAAGGACAACGAGCAGGCCCUUUAUGAACUGGUGAAAUGCAAUUUUGAUACAGAUGAAGCCUUAAGGCAACUGCGGUUCAGCGUAAAAGCUGCCAGAGAAGAACUGUCAGUUUGGACUGAGGAAGAGUGUCGGAAUUUUGAACAAGGAUUAAGAGCUUACGGGAAGGAUUUUCAUUUAAUACAAGCAAACAAGGUGAGAACUAGGUCUGUUGGAGAAUGUGUGGCCUUUUAUUACAUGUGGAAGAAAUCUGAGCGUUAUGAUUUCUUUGCACAGCAAACCAGAAUUGGCAAAAGGAAAUACAAUCUUCACCCAGGUGUUACGGAUUACAUGGAGCGGCUGCUGGACGAGACCGAGAGCACGGCUUCCAGUUACGCCGCCUCUCCCCCUCAGACCUCGUCCACCUCGGACCGAGACGACAGCUGCUUCCAGAACGGUACGAGUCAUGAGACUGGAGAUGACCGGAGCGGCGGCCCAGACGGGGUCAGGGACGAGGAGGCGCAGAAGAACGGCCCCACUCACGGCCAAGAACAUUGCUCCUCGGACAAAGACACCAACGGCUGCUGCAGCGAGGACUCUCAGAACCACAGCAAAUCUGGGUUUGAGGAGAACCACCGUGCCGGUUCCUAUGAGGAUGCUGGGCCUGAGAACCCUGUCAAAAAACGCAGGACGGACAGCAGCUCCCAGGGGGGCCCUGAUCCCAACAUGAGCAAGGCUGAGGAUCACUGAUGCUUCUGCACAGGGUGCCCUCUAGGGGCAGGAGUUUGACAGAGCCUCCUGCAUGCCAGGGGUUCACCAGCAAAUUUGGGAAGACUGUAUGCAACCUCUGCAGUCUUUUGUAUUCCAAAGUACAAAUCCUUACAAAUUAGGAAGAUUUUUUUUCUCCUUCCUCCUCACUCCUUUUAAGGGACCUUUCAGAAAUUUAAAGAAGUGCGUUUGUAUUACAGAUCGUCGACUGAUAUUUUUUUAUGCAAGAGAUAUUUAUAUAUUUUGAUUAACGGUGGAAGUUUCAGUCUUUCAGGAGCAGGUGAGUGUUUUGACAACAGUUGUAACUUGCAGUAAGCAAGGGGAACCUGAGCUUUAUAAGCACACGAUAUUGCACUUUCAUUUAGUUUUGUACAAGACUGUCUUUGCACCAUGAGUACAUCAUUAAAUCAAAUAAAACUGACUUUGAAGCCUUACACACAUCCACUCGUUUCAGUAGGGAAAAAAUUAACCAAUGGGUUUAUUUGCUAAUGACAUCAGUGAUGUCCUGUAUAGUACGUGUGUUAUGGGGGCAGAUUGAUUCAUAUUUCCCGAUACUUAGUGUUUUUUUUUUUUUAAACUAUGUAUUCUUUCAUAUAUCAAGGUAGAUUUUUCUGAUCUUAUAUGGUUUUUACUUUUAUGUAGUUCCUUUUUUUUAAGCUGCAGACUAGCAUUUCCAUGUCUUAAAACAGAUGUUUAAAUGUUUUAUAGAGUUUUUCUCUUUAUCUUUUUUUUUUGGUGAGCAUUUUGGACUGAACCUUGAGCAACCACCUAACUGCAUAAAUUGACUGCAAUCUUCAUGAAGAAAGUGACUCGGUGCGAUUUUGUUUAGUAUCUGUAAUCAUAGAACUUAAUAUUCAAUGUAGAACUAUUUGUUUUUAACUGAAUUAAGAACUGCCUCACGUGGAUGUUUGGGGGGGUUUAAUGGCUUUAUCCAAAGCGUUUUUUUGUCUGCUUGAUGUUUUGUUAAUGAACAGGCCAGUCUUAUGUGGUAAAGUUUUCCUUUCGAACCUUUAAAGUUCUGACUGGGCGAAGAGUUGUAUCAUUUUCUUAGCUAUUGAAAAAAAAUCAGUUUGUGUGUUUAGGUAUUGUUCUUGAGUGUAACUUACUGAUAAUCAAGUUUGUUGAUAUUGUACCGUUUACCACUAGCAAAACCUGCCGGACCACCAGAUCACCCUGAUGUAUUGUAACAUAGUACUAGUUAGCUUUCAGUCACCAGUCAUCCAGUGUGUCAGACUAGUCUGCUGCAAUUUAAAACCAAAAUGGAAAAAAAAAAUAGCUCGACCCCCCCCCCCCCUGCCCCCCCCCCCCCCCAGGUGGCUGAAGUAAAUAUGGGUGCAUUGGAUUGAGUAAAUUGCCCUUUGAAGGUGAGUACAUAAAAAUGUAUAAAUAUUGCCCCUUACUGCAUUGAGAAUCCUUGAGCAAACACCGUUUCUUAGGUCACACAGUCACAAAACAAACCAUUUUACCGCCAGAUGUUCAACACGUUGAUCAUCACUGUUUUGUUCUCAUCCCAUGUUCUUGAAUAUUUAUAUUAUCCUUUUGUAAUUACUAAAGAAUAAAAUGGAACCUAAUUCUUUA
Brienomyrus brachyistius is the source of this 3176-nucleotide messenger RNA. RefSeq names its product mesoderm induction early response protein 1-like. Gene Ontology annotation, cellular component: nucleoplasm. Lineage: Eukaryota; Metazoa; Chordata; Actinopteri; Osteoglossiformes; Mormyridae. The coding region runs from base 108 to 1580 and encodes 490 amino acids. The record is from RefSeq and is a predicted model, not a curated record. The transcript has 13 exons. Gene Ontology annotation, biological process: negative regulation of transcription by RNA polymerase II. Gene Ontology annotation, molecular function: transcription corepressor activity; histone deacetylase binding.